Molecule: messenger RNA, 1403 nt
Organism: Lactuca sativa (garden lettuce)
Lineage: Eukaryota; Viridiplantae; Streptophyta; Magnoliopsida; Asterales; Asteraceae
Source: RefSeq, a predicted model, not a curated record
UUUUGAGGCGCCUGCAUCGCUCUCAACUCUCUCAAGUUCGUUUUCUGAAUCACAAUUCCAUUUCCAUGAAUAAACGCACACAAACAAACUUAUUGCAUAUCCAUAAAAUGAUAAAAUGCUGUAGUUUGUAUUUCUCGGACUACACAUUGCUUCAGUGUAUGUGUGUGUUUUCACACAGCUCACGGUGGCGCUAAUCGGAUCUCCAUAAUCUCCAUUUCAUUCGGUUUUCUGUUCAGAUUUUGUUUCAAUCGCACACAGUUUCUUCAAUCGGAAACGUAUCAAAUCUGUAGUUUCGAGAGAAAACGUAGUGAAAUUGGAAGAGGAAGAAGAAGAAUCCGUCGACGGCGUUAAUCGAAGAAGAAAACAGCGGAGUCUUGUGUGAUAUGAAUGGACGUACAACGAGACGACGCUGUUCCCAGUGACACAUGGAAGAUUCACUCCGACGAUCAUUUAGCCAUUGAAAUUCCUGAAACAGCCCAUAAGAUCAGCAGCGACUCAUGGUUUCAAGCGGGAUUUGUUCUUACGACUGGCAUCAACAGUGCUUAUGUGCUGGGGUACUCAGGUGCAGUCAUGGUUCCUCUUGGUUGGACAGGUGGAGUUGCAGGUUUAAUUUUAGCCACAAUCAUAUCACUAUACGCAAAUGUCCUAAUCGCAAGGCUCCAUGAAUUUGGUGGGAAGAGACAUAUCAGAUACAGAGACCUUGCAGGCUUUGUGUAUGGUCCAAAGGCUUAUGCUCUUACAUGGGUGUUGCAAUAUGUCAAUCUUUUCAUGAUUAAUGUCGGUUAUAUCAUGUUGGCUGGUCAGGCUCUUAAGGCUAUUUAUAUAGUUUUCAGGGAUGACAAUGCGAUUAGGCUCCCGUACUUCAUUGCCAUAGCAGGGUUGACUUGUGGCAUUUUUGCAAUUUCUAUCCCUCAUCUCUCAGCUCUAAGAAUUUGGCUUGGAUUUUCAACAUUCUUCACUCUAGUAUACAUUGUGGUUGCAGUUGCUUUGUCUCUUCGUGAUGGAAUCGAAGCUCCACCAAGGGAUUAUAGCAUUCCGGGUACAGAAACGGGCAAGAUCUUUACCACCAUUGGUGCUUCUGCGAGUCUUGUCUUUGCUUUCAACACAGGAAUGCUCCCGGAAAUACAGGCGACUGUGAGACCACCUGUUGUUAGUAACAUGAUGAAGGCGCUCUACUUUCAGUUUUCUGUAGGAGUUUUGCCACUUUAUGCGGUUGUGUUUAUGGGGUAUUGGGCUUAUGGCAAUGGAGCAUCUUCCUAUUUGCUUAACAAUGUUCAUGGCCCAGUUUGGGUCAAGACAUUUGCCAACUUAUCUGCCUUUUUUCAAUCCGUUAUAGCUUUGCAUGUAAUGUUCUCUAUCUAUUGUUUUUACCCGUUCUAGUUUUAUAACGAGAUUGAACAAGA